Messenger RNA from Petromyzon marinus (sea lamprey), 2219 nucleotides. The record is from RefSeq and is a predicted model, not a curated record. NCBI's taxonomy places the organism in Eukaryota, Metazoa, Chordata, Hyperoartia, Petromyzontiformes, Petromyzontidae.
CAGAGACACACAGAGACACACAGACACACAGAGACACACAGAGACACACACAGAGAGAGACGUCUCGCACCUCGUGCUCACCGCCAUGGACGUGUUCAUCAAGGAGCCCUCGCUCGACUGGAAGGUAGUGGGACACACAGAGACACAGACACACAGAGAGAGACACAGAGAGACACACACACAGAGACACAGAGAGAGACAUCUCGCACCUCGUGCUCACCGCCAUGGACGUGUUCAUCAAGGAGCCCUCGCUCGACUGGAAGGUCGUGGGACACACGAGGGAGACAGAGACAGACAGAGAGAGAGACACACACAGAGAGACAGAGAGACACACAGAGAGACAGAGAGACACACACAGAGAGACACACACAGAGAGACGUCUCGCACCUCGUGCUCACCGCCAUGGACGUGUUCAUCAAGGAGCCCUCGCUCGACUGGAAGGUCGUGGGACACACAGAGACAGAGACACACAGAGAGAGACAGAGAGACACACAGAGACACACACAGAGACACACACAGAGACACACACAGAGACACAGAGAGCCAGAGAGAGACACACAGAGAGACGUCUCACACCUCGUGCUCACCGCCAUGGACGUGUUCAUUAAGGAGCCCUCGCUCGACUGGAAGGUCGUGGGACACAGAGAGACACACAGAGACACAGACACACAGAGACACAGACACACAGAGAGACACAGAGACACACAGAGAGACACACACAGAGACACAGAGACACACACAGAGAGACGUCUCACACCUCGUGCUCACCGCCAUGGACGUGUUCAUCAAGGAGCCCUCGCUCGACUGGAAGGUCGUGAGACACAGAGAGACAGAGAGACACACAGAGACACAGAGAGAGACACACAGAGACACAGAGACACACACACAGAGAGAGACACAGACACACACAGAGAGACAUCUCACACCUCGUGCUCACCGCCAUGGACGUGUUCAUCAAGGAGCCCUCGCUCGACUGGAAGGUCGUGGGACACGCAGAGAGACACAGAGACACAGACACACAGAGACACAGACACACAGAGAGAGACACAGAGACACACAGAGACACACAGAGACACAGAGAGACACAGAGAGACACAGAGAGACACAGACACACACAGAGAGACAUCUCGCACCUCGUGCUCACCGCCAUGGACGUGUUCAUUAAGGAGCCCUCGCUCGACUGGAAGGUCGUGGGACACGCAGAGAGACACAGAGACACAGACACACAGAGAGACACACACAGAGACACACACACAGAGAGACAGAGACACACAGAGACACACAGAGACACAGAGAGACACAGACACACACAGAGAGACAUCUCACACCUCGUGCUCACCGCCAUGGACGUGUUCAUUAAGGAGCCCUCGCUCGACUGGAAGGUCGUGGGACACGCAGAGAGACACAGAGACACAGACACACAGAGAGACACACACACAGAGAGACAGAGACACACAGAGACACAGAGAGACACAGAGAGACACACAGAGACACAGAGAGACACAGAGAGACACAGACACACACAGAGAGACAUCUCACACCUCGUGCUCACCGCCAUGGACGUGUUCAUUAAGGAGCCCUCGCUCGACUGGAAGGUAGUGAGAGACAGAGACACACAGACACACAGACAGAGACACACAGAGACACAGAGACACACAGAGAGACACGCACAGAGAGACACACAGAGAGAGACAUCUCACACCUCGUGCUCACCGCCAUGGACGUGUUCAUUAAGGAGCCCUCGCUCGACUGGAAGGUCGUGGGACACACAGAGACAGAGAGACACACAGAGAGACACACAGAGACAGAGAGACACACAGAGAGACACAGAGAGACACAGAGACAGAGAGACACACAGAGAGAGACAUCUCACACCUCGUGCUCACCGCCAUGGACUUGUUCAUUAAGGAGCCCUCGCUCGACUGGAAGGUAGUGGGACAGGGGGGGACAGAGAGACAGAGACACACAGAGACACACAGAGACACACAGAGAGACACACACAGAGACACACACAGAGACACACACACAGAGACAGAGACACACACAGAGACACACACAGAGACAGACACACAGAGAGACACAGACACACACAGAGAGACGUCUCGCACCUCGUGCUCACCGCCAUGGACGUGUUUAUCAAGGAGCCCUCGCUCGACUGGAAGGUCGUGAGACACAGAGAGACACACAGAGACACACAGAGACACACAGAGAGACACAGA